AUGUCAUCAGCCACUGCUCUUUCUCAAAAUGACCGUGCCGUCCUCGGCGCUCUCUUCGACCCUGAAGCCUCACUCACUGCGAACACAGUCAUCGUAGAUCAACCAGCAGCAGAGAACCCUUCUAGCCAUAUCCCGCCAUCUGUUGUCGCUGCAGAAGAAGCAGCAAUUCGUCUGCUAGACUCAACCAACCCAUCAGAGCAAGAUGUCAAGUCUGCCAUAGCAGAAUUAAACAUCAUUGUCGCCAAUCAUCCGAAAUACGCAUCAGCAUACGCCAAUCGUGCCCAAGCAUACCGGCUGCUUCCAGAUUCUGGAACAGACACAGCAAUUUUGUCAGAUAUCCUCACUGAUCUGGACACGGCUAUAUCACUCUCGAGUCCGCUCUCUCCAGUGUCACCAGUCUCGAAGCAUGAUGCAACAGUAUUGAGCCAGGCACACACUCACCGUGGCUAUCUCUUACUACGAGCAUCGACGUCUGAUUCGCAGUUUGAACAACUCAACCCUCUGCAACGUCCGCUUCUCCAAGGUGUGGCACAACGCUCGCAGCUUGAAGAGCUCGCCAGUAAAGAUUUCAGCAUUGCAGGUCGUUAUGGGAAUAAAGUGGCUCAGCAACUUGCUGUGAAGACAAAUCCGUAUGCUAAGUUGUGUGGUCAGAUUGUGAAGGAAGCUUUGCAGAGGGAGAUAAAGGAGUAUUACGAAGGUGAGGUUGUAACCACGAGCGCCUGA
This is a messenger RNA of Lithohypha guttulata, 723 nucleotides long. RefSeq lists its product as uncharacterized. Lineage: Eukaryota; Fungi; Ascomycota; Eurotiomycetes; Chaetothyriales; Trichomeriaceae. Gene Ontology annotation, biological process: cilium assembly. The transcript has a single exon. Bases 1 to 723 code for a protein of 240 amino acids. The record is from RefSeq and is a predicted model, not a curated record.